AUGUUCCCGCCCCCUCCAGCAGCGCUCGAUUGGCAAGACAUUGGAUUCAAAGUCCGGGAUGUCAAUGGCCAUGUGGAAUGCCAUUACUCGCAGUCUGGCAAUGGUCAAUGGUCCGCUCCACGAUUCGUUCGCUCCCCCUACCUCUCGAUUCACGGCAUGGCCCCCGGCCUCAACUACGGCCAACAAGUCUACGAGGGUCUAAAGGCGUUUCGCCACGCCGAGAACAGCAAGAUCACCAUCUUUCGACCCGACCGCAAUGCCAAGCGCAUGCAGCAUUCCGCCGAGGUGGUCUCGAUCCCUCCGGUGCCCGAGAGCCUCUUCCUAGACUGCGUGCGACUUGCCGUCGGAGCGAAUGCUGAGUUUGUCCCUCCAUUCGAGUCCGGUGCCGCCAUGUACGUCCGUCCAUUGUUGUUUGGAUCCUCGGCUCAACUGGGGUUGACACCCCCCGACGGAUAUACAUUGGCAGUGUUUGUGAUGCCGACGGGAGUUUACCACGGAGCGAGUGCGGUGGACGCGCUGAUCCUGGAGGACUUUGAUCGUUCGGCUCCUCAUGGCACGGGUAAUGCCAAGGUGGGAGGCAAUUAUGCACCUGUCCUCCGCCACAGUGAUCGCGCUCGGCGGGACGGGUUUGGCAUCACUUUGCACCUAGAUAGCGCCACACGAAGCGAGAUCGACGAGUUUUCCACGUCCGCCUUUAUUGGCGUCAAGCGCACGGGCGAUAGAGUGACCGUUGUGCUGCCGGAUAGUCGAAACGCCAUCGACUCUGUCACGGCUGGAUCGGUGGGAGAUAUUGCCCGUCACUUGGGGUACGAGGUCGAGAAGCGCCAGGUGCGAUACGAGGAGCUGAGUCAGUUCGACGAGGUGAUCGCUGCGGGUACAGCGGCUGCUCUCGUGCCAAUUCGGAGUAUCACGAUGCGCUCUGAAGGGGAUAAGUUUGGGUAUAACUGUGGCGAGCAGGCGCAAGGCGGCGAGGUUUGUGUGAAAUUGUUGCAGACCCUGCGUGGCAUCCAGUCCGGCUCCAUUGCCGAUCCCCAGGGAUGGAAUUACGAGGUGACGGCUCCGCCUAAGGAAUGGAUGGAGGAGGGAAAUGAGGAGAAGAUUGAUCAGCGUGGAACGACGGUGCCAUGA
Messenger RNA from Penicillium diatomitis, 1128 nucleotides. Its product is annotated as branched-chain amino acid aminotransferase. Gene Ontology annotation, biological process: branched-chain amino acid metabolic process. Lineage: Eukaryota; Fungi; Ascomycota; Eurotiomycetes; Eurotiales; Aspergillaceae. The record is from RefSeq and is a predicted model, not a curated record. Gene Ontology annotation, molecular function: branched-chain-amino-acid:2-oxoglutarate transaminase activity. The transcript is spliced from 2 exons. Bases 1 to 1128 code for a protein of 375 amino acids.